AGCCAUUUCGGCGCAGCCAUAUCGCAAGUUUGAAACACCUUUGCGCGCAGCAAUCAUGUUGCCCAUCAGGCCCUCCAUACUGGCCGCGCUGCUGUGGCAGUGCUUGGCCGUUUCCAGCAUCGAGACCCACCGCAGGCAAGCUUCCCCAGUUCAGGCCGUCGUCGAGGGCGACGCCAGCGUGGAGUUUGAGAAGCCGCUCUCGAGCGAGCCAGUGCAGCCAAAGCAUGCACAUACAAGCCAUGCCAAGCACCACAAGCACCACCAUCACAAGCAUCACAAGAGCCACAAGAUCUCAGACCUGCCGAAGGAGGAGUCGACGAAGGAGCUCCAUGCCAAAGACAAGGUCAAGCCCGGCAUGCUGAUGCGCUCAGAGCCUGCCAUGGCAGGGGGAGGGGUCGAGGCUGCGGAAUCCGCGGCGUCCGAUAUGGACUCCGACUCCAUGGACACUGAGUCAAAGGCUUCGCAGAAGGUUCAAGGAACGGAAGAACAAGCUGCAGAGUCAGGCGCUGAAGUCGCGGAUCAGGCAGCCGACCAGGAAAUGACCGGCCAAGGCGCUGAGCAGGAAAGCAGCCUUGAAACUGGGACCGAAAGCGAGGAUAUGCAGCUGAACAUGGGCGGUGCACAAGCCUGCGUGGGGACGUUGCUUGAGAAGUGCCCCACUGACAAGACAGAUGCGUGCAAGACACAGGACGCAGGCACUUGCGUCAAUGUUUUCCACAAGUGCACAUCCGACAAGAUGGUCCAAUGUGCUGUGAGAAAGGGCAAGUGCGCCUCUGGUGGCGCCACGUGCUACCUGCCCUGCACCGGCGUAGAGCUUCAUGGCUCCUCUUGCGCAGCGCAGCCGGUGGAUAACUGCAAUGGCGGCUACAUCACGGACGGAUCCUCUGGGAUGUCGUGCAUGGUUUCGACACAGGACAUCUCAAAGUGCGCGAAUGCUGGCACCUGCGCACUGGCCAAAUCCUGAAGCUUGACGCAGCGCAGACUUACAUCACUCGCCAGAAGCAAAGAGGAAAACUGGGUUCAGCCGCACAACAGGCUUGCAGCGCCCUAUCCGGCCAAUUCGGUAUGUCACGGGACACUUCUCAUUUGUACCGAGGAUUUGAGC
Effrenium voratum is the source of this 1105-nucleotide messenger RNA. The record is from the annotation of a GenBank genome assembly. NCBI's taxonomy places the organism in Eukaryota, Dinophyceae, Suessiales, Symbiodiniaceae.